AUGAAUAAUACCAUUGAUUUUGCCUUACCUACUCAAAUUAUUAUUACAACUGAAGGAAUAUUUGGCACAAUAUUCAAUAUUGUGGCCAUCACUGUUGUGUUCACUUCACAUUUCGGUUCAAAAUUUACUGCAUUUGUAUUUAGAGCACAACCAAUAUUUGAUUUAAGUGCAUGUUUCACAACAACAAUCUAUCAUAUCAUUCAAUUUACUAAAGGUUAUGACAAACCUACAGGAUUAUAUAUUAUUGAUAUAAUUUUAUGCCGUUUUUGGUUUCAGAAUUCACUGUUCUGGUUGCCAUGUAUUUUAAGUGUGCAAAAUCUAGUUUGUAUAUCAUUGGACCGAGUGAGUUCUGUCAUAUUUCUUAGAUCACCUAGAUCAUAUACGAAAAAAUUCUUUAUAAUAUACUUUGUAUAUAUGCUUUCUAUGGUUUUGAUUUUAUACAUCCCUACACCAAUUCUUCGUCGAUUUACUGAUAAUCAAUGUGUAAUGGAUUUUACUGUUCCAUGGAUGGAUACAAAUACAUUUGUUGAGUAUUUUGUAUAUUCCUGGGUUAUAUUUGCCUAUUGUAUACCCGUUCUAGUCAUGCUCGUCAGUCAUGCUUGGGUAAUACAUACUUUAAGAGAACAUAACUCAUCUCGUCAUUUUUUAUCACGUGAUGUGCAGUCUAAUUUAACCAUUAAACGUAGAAUAAGUCAACUUGUAAUCACAACGUCAAUUUUGUCUAUUCAGCAAACUGUUUUACACUUUUUUGAAUGUAUAAGUCAAAUAUUGGAAGUAACCGGAAUUUUUCGAUAUAGCUUUGACAGUCCGAUUGAACAAAUGAGUACAUUACUUAUAUUACUGGGAAAUAUGUCAAAUCCAUGUAUUCUUGUUUUUAGUACAGUUGUAUUAAGAAGACGUUUGUCAUCAUUACUCAAAAGCCUAACAGAAAAAAUAGCCAAUAUUACAAAAACCAAGCUACAAUUAAAUUGA
This is a messenger RNA of Schistosoma spindalis, 972 nucleotides long. The record is from the annotation of a GenBank genome assembly. Lineage: Eukaryota; Metazoa; Platyhelminthes; Trematoda; Strigeidida; Schistosomatidae.